AUGCCAUACAACUGCUGCCUGCCCGCCAUGAGCUGCCGCACCAGCUGCUCUUCCCGGCCCUGUGUGCCCCCCAGCUGCCAUGGCUGCACCCUGCCGGGGGCCUGCAACAUCCCCGCCAAUGUGGGCAACUGCAAUUGGUUCUGUGAGGGCUCCUUCAAUGGCAAUGAGAGGGAGACCAUGCAGUUCCUGAAUGACCGCCUGGCCUCCUAUAUGGAGAAGGUGAGGCAGCUGGAGAGAGAGAAUGCAGAGCUGGAAUGUAGGAUCCAGGAGAGGAACCAGCAGCAGGACCCCCUGGUGUGUCCUGCCUACCAGGCCUACUUCAGGACCAUUGAGGAGCUGCAGCAGAAGAUUCUCUGUGGCAAGUCUGAGAAUGGCAGGCUGGUGGUGCAGAUCGACAAUGCCAAGCUGGCUGCUGAUGACUUCAGGACCAAGUAUGAGUCAGAGCUGUCCCUGAGGCAGCUGGUGGAGUCAGACCUCAAUGGCCUGCGCAGGAUCCUGGAUGAACUGACCCUUUGCAAGUCUGAUCUGGAGGCACAGGUGGAGUCCCUGAGGCAGGAGCUGCUGUGUCUCAAGCAAAACCAUGAGGAGGAAGUCAACACCCUGCGCUGCCAGCUUGGAGACCGCCUCAACGUGGAGGUGGACGCUGCUCCCACCGUGGACCUGAACCGCAACACCCUGACAGAGAGUGAGGCUCGCUACAGCUCCCAGCUGUCCCAGGUGCAGUGUCUGAUCACCAACGUGGAGUCCCAGCUUGGUGAGAUCCGGGCUGACCUGGAGCGUCAGAACCAGGAGUACCAGGUGUUGCUGGAUGUCAAGGCCCGGCUGGAGUGUGAGAUCAACACAUACAGGGGCCUGCUGGAGAGCGAGGACUGCAAGCUGCCCUGCAACCCCUGUGCCACCACCAAUGCCUGUGACAAGCCCAUUGGACCCUGUGUCACAAACCCUUGUGUCACACGCUCCCGAUGUGGACCCUGCAAUUCCUUUGGCUGCUAA
Molecule: messenger RNA, 993 nt
Organism: Mus caroli (Ryukyu mouse)
Lineage: Eukaryota; Metazoa; Chordata; Mammalia; Rodentia; Muridae
Source: RefSeq, a predicted model, not a curated record